This is a messenger RNA of Nilaparvata lugens (brown planthopper), 2324 nucleotides long. Its product is annotated as zinc finger homeobox protein 2-like. The transcript is spliced from 5 exons. The coding region runs from base 1093 to 2307 and encodes 404 amino acids. Lineage: Eukaryota; Metazoa; Arthropoda; Insecta; Hemiptera; Delphacidae. The record is from RefSeq and is a predicted model, not a curated record.
GCAUUCAAAAGAUCGUUCACUUUUGAACUAUACAUCAGAAGUAGACAUUGUUGUCACAUUUUCGUCACCUAGAAGGAGUCAAUUUAGUGAUACUACUUUCGGGUAUUUACUGGAUUAAAUAAGUUUGAAGUAAUAAAAUUAUAUUUGUCAGUGCUUAAAUUGUGAUAAUCCACCGAGAAAGUGUCAAUACUUCAGUUUUUUAAAGAUAAUUCACAAUAUGCUCAAGAAUCUAAACUUGGUUCUUCCAAUUGGAUAAUCUACUAGAACCUGUUGCCGCUAUAGAACUCCAAGACUCAAGAUGAAGAAUAUCCAGUUCCAUCUUCGAUUUAUAAAACAUGGUCUAGAUAUUUUUUAGUGUUUGGCUGAUGUAGUCAAUAUCAAAAAAGUGAUGUAGUUAGCUUAAUAUCUAUGUUAAAAUAAUACUAUUGGUGCCAUAGAAUUGUGUUACUUUAAUUAUCAAUCAUUUUUUAAAUAUUCAUUCAUUGUCAUUUCACAAUGAAGUAUAGUUUUAAUAUCUAUAAUCUAAUACAAGCUCUUCUGCAAUAGUGUGAACUCUAUGAAGUUAAAUAAAAUUUCAACUUUACAUAGACCUAUACAAUUGAGUUGUAUCAAAAAGAGUGAAGAAUUUGAAAUCGCACUUGAAAUAGUUGAAGCCUAGAGCCCAUGUGGGCAUCACCCUUAGAAUAAAAUGAUAAAGUCUUCAAUCUAGCAAGUUAUUACGACGAGAGUUGAAUGUGUUGUUACUCCUCCAAUCCUAAGAUGGCAAAAACUUGAGUGUAUUCAGAGUGUUUUUCACACGUAUCUCCGAUACUUGUGUGUGAAAUUUCAAUUGCAUGCCGGUACCUUUAUUCACUGAUAUAAAUACAAAAAUACCUGGUAAAAAACAACAAUUUAAGUAUGUACACUUUGAUUGUCUAUAGUGUAGUUUCAAUAAUCCUGUAGGAUCUGUGAAAUACUGGGUGAACCCCAAACUUCAAUAAAACAAUAACUAAUUAGGCUACACUAGUUAGAUUUCAAUGGUUUCUGUGAAAUUAUGGAUGCAGCAAGCCCACAUGAAUUGUUUGUAAAAAGAUUGAUUGAUUUUUGUGUAAAAUGAUGGAGACAGUGGAAGUGACCGAGCACCGCUCCAACCCGGAACUACUUCCGGUGCAAAUCGUGUCCUCGGAGGGCGGCAGGGUGGAGGUGAUUUCCAAGAUGGCGCCGAACCCCGGACAUAUGACGCCGGAUAUGAUGACCGCUACCCAAUACAUCAACCUGCACCGACUACCGGAACACAUGAACAAGGUGAUAGUAACCGAUCCGAUAUCGGGCGAUCUGAUCGCUCAUCACGUGGACCUGACCUCGGCGAGCGGAGGCGAGUUCGCACCUCACGCACACUACUACGACACCGAAGAACUCCUGGCGCACGGUCUGACCGCCGAGGAAGAACGCCGGAUCGCCGCCGAAAUUGUCGCCGUGCAACUGAAGCAGGGCGGUGGAACGCUGGUGACCGCUCAAGACCUCCUGAACGCCAAAACGCUGACCUCUCUGAGUACGGUCAGCAUGGACGGUCAGAAAGCGGUCUACAUACAGACGGUGGAGGAUGUUGACAUGCACAACUUGCAACAGCAGGAGAACGCCGAACGCGGCGCUAUCAUGAAGAUCUAUCCUCAGCAACAACAGGAGAUGCAGGUGCUAACUAGGACUCAAUCACAGCAACCUUUGCCUCCGUUGAAGAAAGUAUUGUCCAGUCAGUCAAUGAUGAUUCGCAACAAAUACAACGAAACUCCUGGCAUUAUGGUCGAAUUACACAACUCGCAACUGUUGGACAACAAUAGCUGCAUCAAAGCGGAACACCACUUAGAAGACGCGGCGGCCACACAGCAGGUUGUGAUGACAACCACCAGCACACCAACACCAACCACCACAACGCUAGCCCCGCCCCCUCAUCCUCCGCCAUUACUAGCCCCACCUCCUCAUCCGCCCCCUCUAACCACUGCCCACACCUCAGCGUCAUUGGCCCCGCCCCCUCUAGCCUCGAACCAUCAUCCUCCGUCACUUGCCACCACCCACAACUCGGCGCCAUUAGCCCCGUCUCCCCACCCUCCGUCACUGGCCCCGCCCACCGACGAAUCAGAGGAGGAGGAGGACGACGGUGAGAGUGCGCGCGCAGCAUCCAGGAAGUCUCUGCCGCACAAGAAGCGUUUUCCGCGCAAACUGAAGGCCACGCCCACCAGCGGCGCGAGAGUGGGUGCGCAGAAGACCUACAAGUGCAGCAAAUGCGGAGAGAGCUUUAGUACGCAACAUUUGUUGACUGCGCACAGGUAAAUCACAACACUAUAGAG